ACCGAACACCGCAUUCGACUCACACGAAGGCUGCGGCGGACAAAUGCAAUAGCGUAGAGCCGUAGAAGACGCUGGUGAUUCCGCAAUAAUACAUACUCAAAGCAGGCUAGGAGUAAGCUACAAGACAACCGCAUGUUUAUAUAAUUCGUCCGUGUAAUUUUUUUCUCGGGCUGCGUCGUCUAUGUAGAGAUCGGGGCGUACGUUUACGGCGUUGAUGAUAUGAACAAUCCGUUGCAGAUUUCUCGGGAGAGCGAGCAAAGCGCGACCGGCGAAAUCAAGCCAGAGCCGAAUUGUUAGCUUAGCUUGAGCGGCUAACUUACCCGUUAGCACCUUAGCCGCUAAUUCGGCCCCUCUAAGCAGACACCUGCUCGUUGUUUUGCCCUCUAAGUAAUUUAUACACAGCCCCACAGUUAAAGGUCGUUUUGUUAUUUUAAUUUAUUUUAAUUUAAAACCAAAUCGCUUUGAAGCAAGGCAGGACUGUGUCAGGUCGAGGUCGGGACCAGUAGAGGCAUACGGGUCUCCUCGAGUGGCCAUUCACCAUGGACAACGCGCACACUAAGACGGUUGAAGAAGUUUACACCUUUUUUAACGUGAACGAGAGCACCGGCCUGAGCUCGGAGCAAAUCAAGAAACAACGGGAACGAUUUGGACCUAACGAGUUGCCAGCAGAGGAGGGCAAGUCUCUUUGGACGCUGGUGGUUGAACAGUUUGAAGAUCUGCUCGUGAGGAUCCUCUUACUGGCUGCCUGCAUAUCCUUUGUGCUGGCUUGGUUUGAAGAAGGAGAAGAAACCGUAACAGCGUUUGUGGAGCCUUUUGUGAUUCUGCUUAUUCUCAUCGCCAACGCCGUUGUUGGAGUCUGGCAGGAGCGUAAUGCAGAAAAUGCAAUUGAAGCCCUAAAAGAAUAUGAGCCAGAAAUGGGAAAGGUCUACCGCCAGGAUCGGAAGAUUGUCCAGAGGAUCAAGGCCAGGGACAUUGUGCCAGGGGACAUUGUGGAGGUUGCAGUUGGUGAUAAAGUACCCGCCGACAUCAGGCUGACCUCCAUCAAGUCAACCACGUUAAGAGUUGACCAGUCAAUUCUAACAGGAGAGUCUGUGUCUGUUAUCAAACACACUGACCCGGUGCCAGACCCCCGUGCGGUCAACCAGGACAAGAAGAACAUGCUCUUUUCCGGCACCAACAUUGCAGCCGGCAAGGCCGUCGGCGUGGUGGUGGCCACAGGUGGAAACACGGAGAUCGGUAAAAUCCGUGACGAGAUGGCCGCCACGGAGCAAGAGCGCACGCCGCUGCAGCAAAAGUUGGAUGAAUUCGGACAGCAACUCUCUAAAGUGAUUACGCUGAUCUGCAUCGCUGUGUGGCUCAUCAACAUUGGACAUUUCAACGAUCCCGUCCAUGGAGGCUCAUGGAUCCGAGGGGCUGUCUAUUACUUCAAGAUUGCUGUGGCGCUGGCAGUGGCUGCGAUCCCUGAAGGUCUGCCUGCCGUCAUCACCACUUGUCUGGCUUUAGGAACACGGCGCAUGGCCAAGAAAAACGCCAUUGUCCGCAGUUUGCCCUCUGUGGAGACCCUCGGCUGCACUUCUGUCAUCUGCUCCGACAAGACCGGCACACUGACGACCAAUCAGAUGUCUGUGUGCAGGAUGUUUAUCAUUGACCAGGCUGACGGCAAGCAUUGUUCCUUGAAGGAAUUUACUGUUACCGGCUCUACAUAUGCCCCAGAUGGAGAAGUGUACCAGAAUGGCAAACAGGUGAAAUGUUCCAAUUAUGAUGCCCUGGUGGAGUUGGCCACUAUCUGUGCUCUCUGCAACGAUUCCUCAUUGGACUAUAACGACACUAAAGGUGUGUAUGAGAAGGUGGGCGAGGCCACCGAGACUGCUCUCACGUGCCUGGUGGAGAAGAUGAAUGUGUUCGACACCGAUUUGAAAGGCCUUUCCAAGAUCGAGAGAGCCAAUGCCUGCAACUCCGUAAUCAAGCAGCUGAUGAAGAAAGAAUUCACGUUAGAAUUUUCCCGAGACAGGAAGUCCAUGUCUGUGUAUUGCAGCCCCAACAAAGCCCGCUCAUCUGCGGUCAAGAUGUUUGUCAAGGGUGCCCCCGAGGGAGUGAUUGACAGGUGCACGCACGUCCGCGUGGGCGCCACCAAGGUGCCCAUGACCCCCAGCAUCAAGGACAAACUGAUGGCAGUCAUCAGGGAAUACGGAAGCGGCCGAGACACCCUGCGCUGUCUCGCUCUGGCCACCCGAGACAACCCCUUGAGCAAAGAGGAGCUGGUCUUGGAGGACUGCACUCGCUUUGUUGACUACGAGACUGACCUGACCUUCGUGGGCUGUGUGGGUAUGCUUGAUCCUCCCCGGGCGGAGGUGGCGGCUUCCAUUAGGCUCUGUCGUCUGGCAGGCAUCCGAGUCAUUAUGAUCACUGGAGACAACAAAGGCACGGCCGUUGCAAUUUGCAGACGCAUCGGCAUCUUUGGAGAGGACGACGACGUCGCCAGCAUGGCUUACACGGGCCGCGAGUUUGACGAUCUGAGCCCUGCCGCGCAACGAGAAGCCGUGGUCAAGGCCCGCUGCUUUGCCCGCGUGGAGCCGUCCCACAAAUCCAAGAUUAUCGAGUAUCUGCAGUCUUAUGAUGAGAUUACAGCUAUGACUGGCGAUGGAGUGAACGACGCCCCCGCUCUCAAGAAGGCCGAGAUUGGCAUCGCCAUGGGCUCGGGAACGGCGGUCGCCAAGACUGCCUCCGAGAUGGUGUUGGCCGACGACAACUUUUCCACCAUUGUGGCCGCGGUGGAGGAAGGCCGGGCCAUUUACAACAACAUGAAGCAGUUCAUCCGAUAUCUCAUCUCGUCUAAUGUGGGAGAAGUUGUCUGCAUCUUUCUGACGGCGGCCCUCGGCUUCCCUGAGGCGCUCAUCCCAGUUCAGCUGCUUUGGGUUAACUUGGUGACUGACGGUCUGCCCGCCACCGCUUUGGGCUUCAACCCGCCAGACUUGGACAUCAUGAACAAGCCCCCCCGCAACGCUCGCGAGCCCCUCAUCUCCGGGUGGCUCUUCUUCCGCUACCUCGCCAUCGGAUGCUACGUGGGCGCCGCCACAGUGGGCGCCGCCGCCUGGUGGUUUGUCGCUGCCGAAGAUGGACCCAGGAUCACAUUUUACCAGCUGAGCCACUUCCUGCAGUGUGGACCACAAAACAUAGACUUCCAGGAUGUUGACUGUAAGGUGUUUGAGUCUCCUUAUCCAAUGACCAUGGCCUUGUCUGUGCUGGUCACCAUCGAGAUGUGCAACGCUCUCAAUAGCGUAUCUGAGAACCAGUCUCUGUUGCGUAUGCCUCCCUGGGAGAACGUGUGGUUGCUGGGAGCAAUUUGCCUUUCAAUGUCUCUUCACUUCCUCAUCCUCUAUGUGGAGCCUCUUCCGAUAAUCUUCCAAAUCACCGCCCUGAAUCUGACCCAGUGGCUAGUGGUGCUCAAGAUCUCCCUGCCGGUCAUUUUACUGGACGAGAUGCUGAAAUUUGCGGCCAGGAAUUACCUGGAGCCGGGUAAAGAGCUGGAGAAGGCGGCCAGCUCGGAAGGCUGCUGCCUGGCUGCAUGUAUGGAGGGCAUCUCCUGGCCCUUCGUGGCCCUCUCCCUCCCCCUGGUCCUCUGGAUCUACAGCACCGACACUAACAUGGCCGAGAUGUUCUGGUGCUGACUGACUUGAGCACAACCUCGACUUUUUCAUCACAGCCAUCACUCCCCCCCCCCCCCCCCCCAUGCCACACUUUGGCUCCCCCCCCACCAUCCUUCAUCCCUCUCUGCCCGCCUCCACGUGCGUAGCUUGUGUGCGUGUGUGUGUCUUUGUAUAGUUAGUAUGCGCGUGUGUGUGUGUCUAUGAGUAGGAGCAACUGUAAAUUUGAAUUCACGUUGAAGUUACCCGAUUUGAGUUGGCAUAAGGCUUUAUGACUAUCACGUAGACGAGAUUGACAGUUGGCAUUUUUCACUUUUACUUUUAAAAUGAACCCCUAUGCCUUUUUAAGCUUUAUCCUUUCGGUUGUCUGCGAGUGUCAUCAUUCCAGUGUCACUACAGUAAUUAUUAUUUAGCGCCACUUAAGAAAAGAAAGUUGGAAGAUUGUGGAUCUGUACAGAGAUUGAACACUAUUUUAUGCAAUUUUUUUUUUUAUGGCUUUGUAAAUUCGUUUGGACCGGCGUGGCUUAGACGUACUGCCUUGAUGUUUCUUCUUUUCUAAUGUUAACCAUUGUGUCUUCAGUGUAAACGUUUUUUCAGAGGACAAGCGACGCGUGGCCGACAAGAGCGGGGAGGGGGAAAGGUUUGGGUGUGAAUGUUGGGAAUGCUUCGAUUAGAUGACGUGGGGGAGGACACACAAAAAAACGAAUUCCAGAAAAAUCUAAACUGCAUGUCCUGUGACCAAGCAUGAACCGUAUGUGGUUACUCAUUUCUAAUUUAUGCGCCCCCCUUCUUCUCCAAAUGUAAGACUAGAAAUUAAUGUUAUGGAUACUUUUCUUUUAUGAUUUAAAAUAAGCCGUUGUUUUCUGCACUGGGAAGAUCGCAGCUACCUCAAUGUGAUACAAAUGUUUUUGGUUUUUUUCUGUUAAAUCUCUGGAUGGUUCCCCACAGUCUUGCUCAGUUGUAACAUCUGAGGUGCGCCCCUUGGGUCGCUUGUGCAGAAAAUGGAACAGUCUCACAUUCCCUCUAACCAUUUAAAAAAAAAAAAAAAAAAAAAGAUUCCUUUUGUGUGUUUUUUUUUUUUUUUUAAAUCCAUUUGCUUUAGAGACCAAGUAGUUCAAGAUAUGUGUAUAUAACCGUUGUGAUGGCUUCUGAUUCAAAGGACAAUAUUAAAAAAAUUAAUUAUGACUCAAAUGAUUCCAAAUGAAUACCCCCCAAACUGUUUUGUUUUUUUUACUUAAAAGAAAAAUACACUCAUGAACCCUUUGAAUCAAAGUGUUUGUUGUUCUUUGAUAUAAAUUGAAGCAACAUGCAAAGCAUACUUGAAUUCCACUUGUGAAUGCUUGGCUUUUAGAUAUUAGUUUGAAUCUAAAAUACAUAUUUACCAGACUUGGUGUGAACAUAUUUGAGUGGCCAUCCAGUUCACCGCAUUAACAUUGUGGAUAUUGAAAGCAUGUUAGUGAUACUAAGACGCCUGGAUGUGUUUGUGUAACAACAUUGGUGUGCUUCUCUUCCUUCAAUGCCUUCCAUUGGCUCCCCCUGUCACGAGAGUGAGUAUUUCACUUUUAUUCUCCCCCAUCAUCAAAUCUGAAUUGUAAACUUGCCCACAUGCUCGCAUUGUGAAUGUCACCUGUGUGCCACCCACUUUCAACCUUUCGUUUUUUUAAUCAUCCAAAUAACCACAAUGGCAAUGAUCUGACAUUGUUUCUCUUUUCCUAGGUUGGCUGUCCUAAAAAUCUUGAAGGCUUUCGGAGGACAGUGCCAUCAAUCAUUCCACUCUCCAUGACAACUAUGUAUGUACACUGAACAAAAAUACUAACACAUUUGUUUUGGAGCUCAUUUUUAAUUACUAUGUUCACAAAAUGCCCGUUUCUCUCUCACACAAGAAGUUGGAUUAUUUUGACAGAGAAGUGCUCACGAUAGAUUUGUGGACACUAUAAGAGACAAAUAGGCCUUAUGUGAAAUAUAGAAAACAUUUACGAGCUAAAACUGAUGCAAAUUAUAUUUUUGUUCAGUCGUGGUGUGUGCGUGUUUGUGGUUUUGGUGCACAGAGAAACCGAUUUUCACAGGAAAGAGACCAAAUACAUGAUGCAUUUAUUAUUAUUUUACAUACGCUUCUACCCAGCCUCCAUUUUAGUGCGCAGGAAAGUCCAACAUGUUCUUCUCUUCUAGCAUGAUGUUCCGUCCUUCCCUUCUUUCAUGGUAGUUUUGACAUGUAGUGACUCAACAUUGGGAGCAUUUGGUCUUAGCUUGCAUUUUGUGUACAAACAUCAUGCAUGCCUCGCAGCUGUAUGUAGGCUUUUACAGUUUGUAAUUAUAGAUUCUAAUGUAUAAAUACUCUUACAUUCAGACUUAAGAUUCUAAGAUGGUUCUAUAGUAGACUUUUUGAAAAUCACUGUUUUUAUUGUACUGUUUGCACAAUUAUUAGAAACAACUCAUCACUAUGAAUUUGGCUUUGGACUGCUUGCGUUCAUCUUAUUUACUGUAGGCCGAUCAUUUUCUGUCUAGUGAUUUAUUCGUUCUUAAGACAUCCCUGCAAUACAACAGUGCUGUUUUUUUUUUUUUUCCUCAAUUGCCUCUAUAGGUCUUUAGGAUCCUGUAUGUCUGGCAACUGCUGUAAAACUGUGAUCUAAUAAGAGGUGUACUGUGUGGUCCCUACAAAGGAACCUGGGUCUAAAAAAAUAUGUAUAUUAAUCACAUGUAAAAAUAUGACUAUCAUUAUUUAAAUUCUGAUAGUGAUUGUAGAUGCAUUACAGAGGUUGUGUUUUCAGGUAAAUAAAGAUCAUAUUUGAAGUUU
Syngnathus acus (greater pipefish) is the source of this 6438-nucleotide messenger RNA. RefSeq names its product ATPase sarcoplasmic/endoplasmic reticulum Ca2+ transporting 2b (gene atp2a2b). Gene Ontology annotation, biological process: intracellular calcium ion homeostasis; calcium ion transmembrane transport. Gene Ontology annotation, molecular function: ATP binding; P-type calcium transporter activity; ATP hydrolysis activity. The record is from RefSeq and is a predicted model, not a curated record. The transcript has 23 exons. Bases 540 to 3668 code for a protein of 1042 amino acids. Gene Ontology annotation, cellular component: membrane. Lineage: Eukaryota; Metazoa; Chordata; Actinopteri; Syngnathiformes; Syngnathidae.